AUGGUACGGCAUUAUGUAAAAAAAAAGAUUGUAGAACCUAAUUACACGGAAGAAAAACUGGAGAGGGCUCUUAGUGAGAUAAGAGCCCAUACUAUGACAGUUAACAGAGCUUCUAAAGUAUAUAAAAUACCAUUUUCAACGCUAUACUGCCGUUAUAAGGGUACGAGAGGAUUAAUAAAAAAGUCGAAAGGCAGGACAACUGUUCUCCCUGAAAAUAUAGAAUACACUCUAGCUACCUCAGUGAAAACGUUGGCUAAGUGGGGUUUCGGCCUAAGCAGAAAAGAGAUAAUGGAAUUGGUAGGGCAAUAUGUUAAAAUAAACAAUUUAAAAACGCCUUUCAAAGAUGGCGUUCCAGGUGAGGACUGGUUCCUAGGAUUUAAAAGACGCCAUCUUUUGUCGAUCCGGAAGCCUGAACCUUUGGAAUACUCCAGAAAAAAAGCUGUAACUGACCCCUUUAUAAAUUUUGGAUAUUUCGAUCUUCUUGAAAGAACUCUCACUGACUUAAAGUUAAAAGAUAAGCCCCAAAACAUAUGGAACCUUGACGAAAGUAGCUUAAGUAUUGACCCAGCAAGAACAAAAGUUGUCGGAGAAAAAGGCCGAAGUGUGUCUAGAGUAAUCAGCACUACAGGGAAAGAAAACACAACUUUUGUUUUAGCCGCCAAUGCCGUUGGUCAUAGGAUUCCACCAUUAAUCAUCUUUAAAGGUAAAAAUAUGUGGGACCAAUGGCGAGCACCUACAGACAAAGAAUUUCCAGGGACGGCUUACGCCGCGAGCCCGAAUGGUUGGAUGGAAACAGAGAUUUUCACUAAUUAUUUCAAGAAGACCCUUAUUCCAGCUCUUGGCAGUGAAUGA
Messenger RNA from Parnassius mnemosyne (clouded apollo), 852 nucleotides. The record is from the annotation of a GenBank genome assembly. Lineage: Eukaryota; Metazoa; Arthropoda; Insecta; Lepidoptera; Papilionidae.